CUUAAAGUUCAGUUCAACUCUGUCAGGAGAAAAACAAUGUCCAAGCGCUUUCGAAAAAACAUGCCAGGGCAAUCAGGAAAAUUUCUGGAAUGCUUAAGAGAAUGCAUGCGCACACAAUGCCCUAAUUCUCUCUUACUUUGGGUUUAGGAAAGAUGAGCCCAGGUUUAUUGAGAGCCAAAAAAGGGGGCAGAUGGCUCACAAGAGGGAUAAACCUGGGAAGUCAUGCUGUAAAUGUGUUUUACAGAAAACAAUGAAAGGAGCGGACAAAGCGAUUGUGGCAAAGUGCUUUGGAAAAUGGAAAAGCAGCUCUCUAAGGUCCAGGACCAUGGAGAAGCCGGAUGAGCCGUCCGAGGAGAGGCAGGAGAGGAGCCUGCCCGGCGACACCUGUGAAGCCCCUAAAGUCAGCAAGAAAGCACUCGAUGAUGACUUACAGCAUCACUUCCUGAGAGAGAACCAGCGUGACAGCAUCAGCCGGGGCGAGCUCUUGGAUUCUGGCAUCUUGUCCUUUGGAGCGCUCAGGAAACCACAAUCGUCUGAGAUGGAUUCUGAAGGUGAGGAGCAAACCUUGAAAAGGUGUCACAGCAGCUCAGGGUUGGCCGACUGCAUCACGGAGACGCACAGCCCAUAUGCGUCCAUGGCGAGGAAGAGGAGCGCCCAGGAAGGGGUGCAGGGUGCCCCUGUCAAUAAGAGGAAGUCCCUGCUGAUGAAGCCCCGCCACUACAGUCCCAGCGAGGCAUGUGAAGAGGAGAGCGAGGACCUGGCACCGCCACAGGACAAAGAAGAGCCGAGGAACAUUGACACUCCAGCAGACUUUCAAGGAAUCAACGGCGCUGCGGCGAGGUCCUGCAGCCCGCUCGGCUGGUCUGAAGUCACCUCUAAUGGUUCUCCGCGAUGCGAGGUGGACUCAUCCGAAGGUGCAUUAGCGGAGGAUGACGAUGAUCUCAAUAACGAGGAAGAGGACCAAAAUCAGGACAGGAUGAGUGGCGCAUCAUCCCCGCGGAGCCCCUACGGAAACAUGGCGAAGUGGGAGCCCCUCUCCCUGUCUGCCAAAGAAAACAGCCCCUGCGAAGACCUCCACCGAGAGCUGCCCGGAUCCAUCGGCCGAGUCAGCAACUUCCCCGCCGAAGCUUUAAGAUACAGGCUGCUUUCCGCAGAGGAGGACAGCGAGGGGGAGGCGGAGAGGCCUCCCCGGCUAGACAGCUGGGCUCUGGGCCUCCGCGAGAGAGGCCUCGAUAUGAGUCGCGGGAGUGUGAACCUGAGCCUUCUGGAGCAGGCCAUCGCUCUGCAGACGGAGCAGAGACAGGUCCUGCACCACGCCUACAGAGAGAUGGACCGCUUCCUCAUGGAGCAGAUGACCAGCGAGAGGAGGACGCACAGGAUGAUGGACAUGGACUGCAGACUCAACUACAACGGAGGAAAAGUUCUGGCCAUGCACGAAAACGUCCUCAAGUGCCCCACGCCGGGGUGCACAGGAAGGGGUCACGUCAACAGCAACCGUAGCACCCACAGGAGUCUCUCAGGCUGCCCCAUCGCUGCUGCAGUGAAAGUCUCCAGACCUCAGGAGGAGAGCCUGAAGUGCAGACAAACCCCCGACCGCUCGCCCAGGGCCAUCGGUUUGAUAAAGAAGUUUGAAAUGAACCAGCUCAACUACAGACUCUCUCAUCCAGUAGCCACCUUGCAAACGAGCCUCACAAAAGAUCUGGACAAGUACAGCAGGAUCCGUUUUGAUUACGCCAGCUUUGACGCGCAGGUCUUUGGCAAACAGCCCCUGCUCGGGACCCACCCAGAACAGGAAAUGCCCCUUUACCCCGACUCACCUCAACAGUAUCCCGGCUUUCUUGGUGCUCCAGGUGGCCGCCUGCCCGCAUCUGGUCAGCACAGCCCGCUGAGUCCAUUCAAGAAGGAGGACGAUCCGCAGGCCACCGCCGCCACCGCCGCCAUCCUCAACCUCUCCACUCGCUACCGGAAGAAUGCGGAGGCUGUCGCUGGCCGGCCUCUGGCGACCACAACAAAGGACAUGCCCAUCGAGGUGGACGAAAACGGCACUUUGGAUCUGAGUAUGAAGAAGUGCAAAGAGAACGGAAAGGCCCAGAGCAAGACGCCCCCAGAAGCCCCCCUGUCUCCUCCUGAGUCGGCCGUGGCCAAAGGCGGCAGCGUCCUCAUCGGCCCCGCCUUCUACCAGCCGCUGUGUGACAGGGACAGCUGGGAGAGCUCCAUGCCCGUCCAUUUCAGCAAAGCUCACAUUUUACAGGACAAAGAGGACGACUACGAGCAGAUCUCCUUGGAGGACCAGCACUAUCCAGGAGACGGCAGCAUGCUAAGCCCCAAAGCCAAGCUCCUAUUACGAGAUUCAAAGAAAGAGCUUUUGAGCUGUCCGACCCCGGGGUGUGACGGCAGCGGCCACGUGACGGGGAAUUAUGCAUCGCAUCGGAGUGUGUCUGGAUGUCCCCUGGCUGACAAAACACUCAAAUCACUGAUGGCAGCCAACUCUCAGGAACUAAAGUGCCCAACACCUGGUUGUGAUGGAUCUGGACAUGUGACUGGGAACUAUGCUUCACACAGAAGCUUGUCGGGGUGUCCACGCGCCAGGAAAGGAGGUUUGAAGCUCACACCAAACAAGGAUGACAAAGACGAGCAGGAGCUUAAAUGUCCAGUAAUUGGAUGUGACGGACAGGGCCACAUUUCGGGAAAAUACACAUCCCACCGCAGCGCGGGCAGUUGUCCGCUGGCUGCCAAAAGGCAGAAGGAGUCGUCCAUCAACGGCCUGCCCUUUGCCUGGAAGACCAAUAAACAGGAGCUGCCCCACUGUCCCCUGCCUGGCUGCAACGGCCUCGGACACGCCAAUAAUGUGUUUGCCACUCACAGAAGCUUGUCCGGCUGCCCGCUGAACGCACAGAGCAUCAAGAAAAAGCACACAGAGGAGGAGAUGACUAUCAAGCUGAAGGCCAGCAGCGGCGUGGAAAACAAAGACGACAUCUCCCACCUGGAUCACGAAAUCAAAGAGCUGAACAACUCCAACAUGAAGAUAGAGGCCGACAUGAUGCAGCUGCAAACCCAGAUCUCCUCGAUGGAAUGUAACCUGAAGACAAUCGAGGAGGAGAACAAGAUGAUGGAGCAGCACAACGACAGCCUCCUGAAGGAGCUGGCCCGCCUCAGCCAGGCUCUGAUCAGCAGCCUGACAGACAUCCAGCUGCCUCAAAUGGGACCCAUCAGCGAGCAUAAUUUUGAAGCCUAUGUGAACACAUUAACUGAUAUGUACAACAACUCGGAGCAUGAAUACUCUCCGGAGUGCAAGGUCCUCCUGGAUAAUAUCAAACAGGCUAUUAAGGGCAUCCAUGUUUAAGCUGCAGAGUUACCCCGGGCUUUCUUCGACUCGCUGUAAUGGCUGUUUGUGUGAGGCGAGGCUUUUUGGACGUGGCGUUUCCCGGCACAAACACUGCACUAAAGGGGAAAAAUAACAAAAAAACAAAACUACCAGCUGGAAUUUGUAACGCUUUUCCUGUUUCUGCAUCUUCUAGAAUAUGUUUCCCCCCCGGUGAGAUUUUUAACCCCCUCUUGCACUUGAUUACUUUGUAUUGUUUGCUUGAUUUGAAUCUGUAUGUGUCAUUCCUAUAAUAUUGCUAUUUAUUACUAUAUUUGUUCUAUUUAUUUCCUGCUUUUAUUUUGUAAAUGCUUAAUAUUUGAGGACUUUUCUGCAGACAGAGAAGCACAUUCCAGUUUCACGGCAGACUAGAGUUGAGUCACCUUUUAUUUAUUAUCAUUUGAUCAUAAGUUGGAGCAAAAACGUACCAAAACGACACCAUAUUCUGAAGCAUUGCUUUCGCCUUCUUCAUUGGAAACUGAAUGUAUGAUAAGUGAGAUAAAAAUCAGAGGCAAUGCAACUGUACUGUAACUUUUUUCUACUCAUCCAAUGAAAGCUGGAUGCAUCCAGGAGGUGACGCUGCGCUUGAACGCAACCCCGUCCCCACUCUGCAUCGCAAAGAAGAGCACGACAAAAGGAAAAAAAAAAAUCACUAAUUCACUUUGUCAAGAUGUCUUUCUUUUUUUUAAAAAGUGUAUAGAUAAUAAACUGCCUUCUGUGCACACGCGCUGUGCAUAUAGUAUGUGCCUAAAUGUAUAUGAUUCCAUAAAAAUAUACAACAAGUACUAUGUUUUGUGGUAGGACAGUAUUAUGUGAAUGGUGUCUAAUUUAUUCUACGGUUCUUUUGAUAGGAGGAUGAAUUCCUGACGACUGUUGGAAACUGUUGUUUUAGUAGCUGUAACCUCAGAGAUUCACUUCUAUUUUCAUUUCUGAGAAAAAAUAUUUGUUUUUAUUUCAAAAUUUCCCGAAAAUAAGCCUUAAUAUUUAACACAGUUUUUCAUUUGUUUGGAGCACAGCACCCAGUUUAGUUUCAACUGUUGAAAACAAUAAAAAAUAAUAUAUAGAAGUUGAUUGGUUUUAAAUUAAACAUUUUUAUUUAGCAUAAAAAAAGGGAAACGCUCAUUUCACUGUACAAUAUUUUAAGUUUUACUUUCACACAACGGGAAUCCACCUACUAAAAAUAAACAUCUGAGCAAUACAUUUUUCAUUCCAGCAAAUAAACAAAACAAAAAAUGUAGCCUAGGAAACUUUAAAUACAGUAAGUAAUAUCAGUUCCACCAAAAUACUCUGUUUUUACGAAUCAAAAACUCGAAUCCGACUCUUAAAACCUAACAAUCCUUUAGCAUUUAAUUCCUAAAACCACACAUUGUUUGCUCAGGAAGUUUUGUGAAUGAUAUUUAUAUAUUUUUUUUCUUUUCCCUGUUAGUAUUUGAUGUUUUGUAAUGUGAAAUGCUUUUUUUGUGGAACAAUAUUAGAAUACUAUGAAAAUUGUACUGUAUUUUCUUUUGAAUUCAAAUGUAAUGCUUUUUUUCAGUUAAGGUAGUUUGUAAAUUGAAACUUCCAAUUACUUUUACUAUUUCAUAAUAAAAUGAUAUGCGCUGUGUUGUACAGUUUGUGUAUGGUAGUAAUAAACUUUUUAAAUGGU
Messenger RNA from Oryzias melastigma (Indian medaka), 5006 nucleotides. RefSeq names its product ST18 C2H2C-type zinc finger transcription factor (gene st18). Gene Ontology annotation, cellular component: nucleus. Gene Ontology annotation, biological process: regulation of transcription by RNA polymerase II. Gene Ontology annotation, molecular function: RNA polymerase II cis-regulatory region sequence-specific DNA binding; zinc ion binding; DNA-binding transcription factor activity, RNA polymerase II-specific. The record is from RefSeq and is a predicted model, not a curated record. Lineage: Eukaryota; Metazoa; Chordata; Actinopteri; Beloniformes; Adrianichthyidae.